Messenger RNA from Mixia osmundae IAM 14324, 3118 nucleotides. RefSeq lists its product as uncharacterized. The record is from RefSeq and is a predicted model, not a curated record. Lineage: Eukaryota; Fungi; Basidiomycota; Mixiomycetes; Mixiales; Mixiaceae. The transcript has 7 exons. Bases 126 to 3026 code for a protein of 966 amino acids. Gene Ontology annotation, molecular function: transcription regulator activity; DNA binding. Gene Ontology annotation, cellular component: SBF transcription complex; MBF transcription complex.
ACUUUUUUUCAUCUGCGUCGGCUCUCCCAUCGUUGAUCACUCUGACCGAGGGCAGUCGCCGAGGCAUACAUCCUCGCGCCAUCGAAGGCGGUAGGAUAGACGACGUCCUCAUCUGAGCAAUCGAGAUGGUAAUCACUCGGCAGCUGGAAGAUUCAUCUGCUCUUUCCCCUAGCCAACCUCGCGUUGAGGUAGAUCUUGAGCGCCAAUGUUCGACGGACGAGCGACCUCAAGUGCUACCUGGCGUCCCUCAGCAUGAUGCUUCAGUCACGCUUGCCGCUCUGCAUGCAGUAUCGCCUGCACAGCCAGGCCGUCCCAGGCCGCGGCCUGUGGGCGCCUGGGCCGAUGCCACUGCAACCAAUUCGCCGUCAGAUACAGCGGCGCGCGAGGCUGCGCGCAAGGCUCAAUCUGUUUCCCUCUCGCCAUCUCAGUCUCUCACGACGUCGAAAGGAAGCGAACAGAAUGUACAAGAGAACAUCAGCUCGCCGCUCACUGCGCUGGCAUCGUCCUCCUCUGAUACAGACCAUCAGAGCUCAUCGGAAUACGUUGACGACGAUCAGGGGCAAGCAGAGGACGAUGCUGACGAUGAAGACCUGCCAGAUGUAGAAGAAGAUGAGGAAGAGACUGUGCAUGGCAAGCGAGGCCAGACCGUUCGCCACAAACCGCUCGUUCCGUCCCCGCAGGCUCCUCAGCACCUUGCGCGUCACGGCCAGCCGCAGCAUUCGCUCUAUCGCCACGCUCAGCCAAGACAGCACUUGCCAGGUACCAUUGCCGUGCCUCAAAUUCAUCGAGAUGCUCAGAAACGUGCACGACCGGCUCUGCCCAGUCUUUCCCGUAUCGGCGGUCAACCGCUCAUGACGGCUUACACCAGCUGGGAUGCUGUCUCGCCAAUCGCCAAGAAACAUCGCCCUUUGCAGUCCUUGUCACACAAGCCUGAUUCGCCUGCGCAGGCUUCGCAAGACGAAUUCAUGCGCAAGCUUAGAGCCGAGCAUGAGCUCCGUGCCGCCGAAGCCUCGGCCCAAUUGCGAGCUCAGCAGCAGCUGCAGGGCAACUCUCUUCCUGCUGCAUUCUGUCAGCUUCGACCGUCUCACAAUGCCGCAGGCUCAGCGCAUCCCGUGCCAACCCAACAAGGCGGAUCUAUGCCAAUGCAUAUCUCAGUCUCCGCGCUCGCUCCCAAGUCCGCUCAUCUGCCUCAACCUCCGCUCGCGAAUGUCAAGCAGUUCCCUGCGCCGGUAACAGGCCAGCCGCAUCCGACAGCGGACGGCACUGCCGCUGAGGUCCGCAAGCGCACGCACCCUCCAAUGCUCUCGGCGAGUCUGCUCAAGUCGGCAGACUUCACCGGUCCCCCGGCCAAGCUGUAUUCCGGUCGUACUGAGGCAGAUCACUCGCCGGGAUGCAACAUUCCUUGCAUCGAUCGCCAACAAGUCGAGCAGAAAACUGAAGGUCCGCCAAUUCUUGACCCUGGCGCAAACGACGAAUUGCCUCGACUGCCAAAUCUACAAGAUUCUAUCAGCGAUUUGCCGUUGGACCGAGCACAGGCCGGUUCGCGCUUCUCGGGCGAUGCGCUUGACACUUGCUCGGCGUCACCAACCCAAUCAUCGAUGGCGUCUCAGGAGCAGAGCAUGCCAGUCUCACAGCCGAGCUCGAAGCUGUCCAAGUCCUCGUCAAAGACACCGCCAGUCCGCCUUUACGCGUCGUCGCACAAGGUGUCGAUGACGCGCUACGCCACGAGCACGGAUCCGCGCGGAUAUAUUCCAGUUUUCGAAUACCCGCUCAACGGUCAGACAAUCAUGAUAGACUGUGAGACGGGUUUCGUGCAUUUUACUGGCAUCUGGAAAGCGCUCGGCCACACCAAGGCGGAUGUCGUCAAGCUGAUAGAAUCAUCGCCAGAGAUCUCUGCAAGCGUACGCAAAGUCAGGGGUGGCUAUCUCAAAAUUCAAGGGACUUGGCUGCCAUAUGACACCGCUCUCAGCUUGGCCCGUCGUGUUGCGUUCUCAAUCCGGGACGAUCUCGUGCCUUUGUUCGGUCCGGCGUUCCCGAGCUCCUGCCUGAUGCCGGGACAGCCCGGCUUCGGUCAGCUCCUCCUCUCUCAGCCGAGAAAUCGCGGCGCAAGUCGCCGUAAGGAUUCGCCCCGUCAAAGUGCGACUCCGCCACAGCUUGGUGCAAGCAAUCGCAUACUUGAAGCUGGGCACGCUUCUUUCGGAGCCGGUCGAAUCACUAAAUGGACACCGCCUCAUCGAGCGUACGGCAUCCAGGAGAAUUCGGUUCAUUUGCAGCCCGCAUAUGCAACUCAUGGGGCAUUCCGCGCCUUUGACAAUUCGACAUUCAGCAGAUACGGUCCGCCGCAUAUGGCGGCUCCUGCAAUGCCUAUACCUGGAUUGACCGUACCUGCCAUGGAUUUCCAGCCUGUCGGCUUGCGUCAAUCUCAUGCCCUGACCGAUGGCGCUCGAUCAACGUCCGGAUUCACUGGAAUGCACGCCUCAAUGUUGCCCUAUCAAGACUAUUCGGCAGCGGAAUACAGCAUGCAACUCCCGACGAUGGCUCCCUCGAUGCCUUUCGGUACGCAGCCGUUCGCGAGCGACGCCUCCGGUGCGCAAGCGCCUAUGCAGUACAACCAACACAGAAUGCCUGUGCCAGCUCAGCAAUCGUAUUGGUCUGCACAGCGACAUGCGCCGAUCGAGUCCCCACGCCAGUUCGACUACCGGCACAGCUUCGAUCAAUCAGGUCAUCUAGCUUUCGCAGGCAAUGAUCCGCUGCGUGCCAGACAGCAGGGCCUCGAUCGUGUCUUACCGGAUGCGCCACUACCAGACUUGCGAAGACACAGUGCAGACGCAGUACAGGGCCUGAUUAGUCUCAAUGGAAGCUACCAAUACAUGCCGCAGCCGAGUACGAACAAGCAACCUGACGCGCCAAUGUGGUCGCAAGAUGGGCAAGAUCACCUCAAUGGCAAUCCGGCGAUUGAUCUGCAUACGGUCACUCAGCCUGCCCGCAAUGCCGAUGAGCCGGGAAUGCAAGCUCAGACCUCGUAGCUUAAAUGCAAGCUAGAAAUGGCAUUGGAUCUGAGAACAGACCUCUCGUGCUGAAGCGAGCGCGCCUGCCAUGAGUAGUCUCGGCGCAGUCA